Messenger RNA from Siniperca chuatsi (mandarin fish), 5276 nucleotides. RefSeq lists its product as uncharacterized. The record is from RefSeq and is a predicted model, not a curated record. Bases 263 to 4843 code for a protein of 1526 amino acids. The transcript is spliced from 4 exons. Lineage: Eukaryota; Metazoa; Chordata; Actinopteri; Centrarchiformes; Sinipercidae.
CACACAUUAAAAGUUAGUUAGAGGAGAAAACCUUUGUUUGUGUCGCAAGAUGAGCUGGAUGUUAGUCGGCUUUGAGACCAACAGCAGGGACUGAUUCACAACAGAUGCAAUAUGGAUGAGUGAACGAAAGGAAGAGCAGCUUUAUUAACUGCACGGACUCCGGAUGUUACUGACGUUACGGUUACGGCUGAAGUUGGACCUCGUCGAAAUUCAAAAGAAAGGUACCUCUUCAACCCACUACAAGGCUUAACGACGGGCAAAAAUGCAUUCUUGUGCAUGGAUGAAUAGACAGUACCAACAGCUUGGACCAUCCCCACAAGCUGCUACUCAGCUUACUAAUAACACAAUGAGAAAUCAGCAAGCUGAGACAGCAAAUAACUCGUGGCAGUACAGAACACCGAACACAGGAGACCGACCACCACAAAGUGCUCAUUUCACCUUUCACGAUGGAGCUUACUCUAACAGACAGACAUCAAAUUGGCAGACCUCAGCAGUUCCUCAUCAGGCAGUUUUUUCUCAGCAGCCAGCUGGAGGGAAGACUAACAAUUAUUAUACGACGUUGUCAAAUGGCAAUCUGCAAAACUCAUCUACUAAUAUGCAAAGUGGAAACCAUGGUUUGCAGUCCACUAAUGGAUUUCAGGAUGCCAUUCAGCAAGAUUUUCAUCAGAACUCUAUGGGAAAUGGGAAACAGUCAAUAAUGGCACAGGAUGGUAACGUUGUGUCUAAUCGCCAGCAUUGUAGGGUUCAGAAAAGCUUGUUUCAAAAUGUAAGUGGAGUGUCGACUAUACCCGUUUCAGUGUACACUACAGCAGCUACCUCGCUUCCACAUGAACAGGUGGUUUGCACCAGCACAUUAGUGUCUGCACACAACAGACAGACUGCUCAUAACCAGAAUUGCAGACAAAAGAGCACUCAGCAUGGAUUCUCUCCUUCCAUCCUCCCACCAAGUUAUAAUACAGCUGUCUCUUUAUCUCUCAGAAAAAACAGCAUUACAGCAAACUCAUCAUCAGGUGAACAGAUUUUGCACAGCAUGCUCCAGAAAACUCAACAAUACUCUACUCAACAGAACAAUGGGAGAGAGGCCACCUCCUCUAUUAACUCAAAUUCAUAUAGGAGCCAGUAUGAAACCAGCCUUUUCUUGUCAAAAACAAACGACCCUCUCUUAAAUCCUGCUGCUGAUACAGGACAGCAAAUGUCCAGUCGCCAGAUGAUAAUUGCGAGAAUUGCGGACGAUCUACGUAAGUCGUUCAUUGCUACCUCAGAUGGUCGGCCUCCAGUGUUUACUAGUUCAGCUUACAGUGGGAAGCAUUUUGUCAGCAAGUCUAAUCAAAAUAUGCAACCUGUGUCAACUGUCACUGAAAGUAAUAACUCAAAUGCCUCCCAGUCCUUAGCACUUAAUUCGGGACAAUCCUUGCCUAAAACCACCCAAAGUGUUAUGGCAAGAACACAGCUCAGCGUAGAUACGCUACCUCGGCAAAGCUCUGUACCAAAUGUCUUCCAUGUCACAACAACAGGAGAUGGAAGUGGAAGUAAGGCAGCCAAUGCAUUUAUUCCUAAAAGUAAUCUAGUUGGAUCUUUAAGUGAUUCAUCUCAGCUGAUGCAACUACAUGAGACCCAAUCAUCUGUAGCAAACAAUCGUGAAAUGCUUGAAAUACUUGAAAUGCUUUCAUCAGUCAAGUCAAAUGACAGCUCCAUUCUCUCAUCUCCUGGUCGCACAGGUGCGAGAGCUGUUGCUGUUGUGCAACCAUUGUCACAGGAAAGCUACCGGGCUGCCAGCAAGCAUACCUCUUCUAACACAAUCAAUCAAACGGGUGAGCGCACUGCAACAAAUGAAUCUUUAAAUAACCUGGAGAAAUUAUUUAUUUCACCAGCUGUGGCAAAAAACAAAAACGCUCAGUGUUUGAGAGAGGGAUCUAAUCUUUACCCAGAAAACCCAAAUCAAAUGAAGUCCAAGAAAUCUUCAGCAGCAUCCAAUGAUGGUACUUUUUUGUCAUCUUCAGAUUCAGCUGGGCAUCAAGAUUUGUCACAAAAACAGUUAUGUGCUGAUGACACAGGAUCUGAACUGGCUAUUAACAUGCAAGAAGACCAACGUGUUGUACUAACUGCUCAACAAUCUGUAACCGCUGAAGUGCCAGUAAGCCAACAUGGUGAUAAGGACAAAAGUGAGAAUCCAACCGAACCAGCGCUUUCCUCAGUCCCAACAGUCCCAUGGACAACUGUCACAUUAAUGAAGUUUUUACAGGAUGCUGAAAAAGCUCAGAUGAAUCGCAGAAGAAAUUUUACAAAUGUUGAUUCUUCAAGCAAAUUAUUGAGCAUGUUUUGGGAUGGUAGCUGUACAAGUUUGGCACAAAAGCUCAAGACAGGCUGGUACAAAGAUUUAAUCACUGAUACUAUACAAUUCUGCAGCAAAUAUGUAACACCAGACACUGUCAUACUGUCACAAGUAAAGUACGGCUUUGGGAAACAACUCAGAAGCUACCAUGUCCUUGAAGAUAAUGAAGUUUAUUUAGAACCACCCUACAAAUCAUCAUGGUUAAAUGUCAAUGAUCAGCUGGAUGACAUUGAUACAGAGUUUGGCUUCCAGUGGUCUUUGAAGCAUCGUCUUCACGUGAUUGAGAGUGACAGUCAGCCAGAUCAAGAUGGGACAGGCGACAGCAUUCCUGCACAGAUUAUAAGUGAGGUGUCAAACAAGGUCUUGUCACAAACCGAGCUUGAACCUCUUGACUCCAGUGAAGAAAAACAAGCUUCCACUGUUGAAUCCACUUCAACGCAAACUGCCUCUCCUAUUAAAAAAGAGAGUGUCAGAGAUCCACAUUACUCAUUUGAAAUCCAAGUUUUGCCUCCAGAAGAGGCCAAAGUUAUCUUUGAGCAAAUACAAAGCAAGAUGCCACAAAGUAGAGACACGGACAGUCAGCCAGAGAGAGUCAUGAAUAGCUCAGUGGAGGGUGAGCUACCUGAGGUUAUAAAUGUAACACUGAGUGACUCAAAACUGAAGAACGAGUCAGUCUGUCCAAUAGAACAGGUAUGCUGCAUUGACAGGUGGAUGGAAAUAAUUUUGGGCUCAAGCAUGCCUUAUUUGAGUAAAUGCCAGUGCAAGAACAAGCAAAGUCAUACAGAUUUCACUGACAAGACCCUUGAUAACGAAAGGAUGCCUGUACAAAAGAAGGAUAAACCGUGUGCGAUCAGGUCUGGCAGCAAAUUCCACUCCACUGCCAUAGGAGAGAAUCAAGUGAAAGGUGGGGAGAACGUCAACAAUCAAAUUAUGACAUUUAGUCAAACCAUUGACUUUACUCAAGAUAAUGACAAACCUCACUCAUGUUCUGACAAAGAACCACAGAACAUUUCUAAGAUAAGCAUAGAUAAUAGCCAGUCAAGCAUUAUACUCAUAAGUGAAAACGAAGAUGAAGAUCUCUUCAGCAGUGAAAAUGAAAUUCCCAACCAGAUGCCAGACUUUGAAAAGGAUUCUGAACACGCUCAGAUGAAAUUGACAGAAAGUAGCCAGUCAAGCUGUUCAGACAGUAGUGAGAAAGAAACAAAACAAUUAUCCAGAAGUGACACUGAAAUUCAGUCAGACCCUGAGGUGGAUUGUGUACAAGAUCAGUUGAAAUCUACAGGAAGUACUCUGUCGUGUACUUCAGUCAGUAGUGACAAAGAAAUUGAAAAUCUCUCCAACAGUGAAAGUAAAGUUGCCAGGCAGAUGUCAGAACUUGAAGAGAAUUGUGGACAAGCUCAGCUGACAUCUACAAGUGUGCCAAAGUCAUCAUUGGAAAGUGAAGAAGAACAAACUCAAAUUAGUGCAACUCCUGCCCUCCAGACAACUUUCAGCCUUAGUGGUAAACAUGAAACUGUUAAAAGAAAACAGAAGACACUAAGCAGUUAUGAUGGAUUUUCCCCAUUUCUUAAGAAAUCAAAGAAAUGCAAACCCCCUGUUGUGGAUUCACAGCCUGCCCUUGAGGGCAUUUCAAAAUGUAGGAAGGUUUUUGUUGAUGCAACUGAUAGUGAACCUUUAGCCUCAAACGUUAGAACUGUAGAACUGGUACUGUUUGGCUCAGCACCACAAGACAAGUGUGCUUUAAUUGGCGGCAGAAAGAGACAUAUUUCAUCUCCCGUGUCUGAUGGAGUACCAAGGCCUCCAGAAGUUCUCACUGUGAAUCUCAGUCCCUUGAGGAGAAAGUCCAGUGAAACUGUCCCGGCGGGGGAAUAUUCAAUCAAACGAGUGAUUUACGAAAAAUGGAGGAGAGGUUUUCCACCAACUAAAAUUAGGUGCAGAAGUAAACUGAAAACACAGAAGUGUACUUUUGCCUCUUUAUCUGGGGUGAAUCUCAGGAAAGCGGAGAUUGGCCCCACCAACACUGAGGAGCUGCCAGUUUCCUCUGAAACGAGGAUCUGGAAUCGAAAUAGUAAGCGCUGCCUCAGUCUGAAGAGGAGGAGGUCCCUCUCUAACGGACUCAAACCUGGAGGGGAGAAGAUGAGGAAGGAUAUGGUCUCACUCAAACAUCCUGCCGAUCAAGAGAGAAGUAAUGCUGAAAAUGGAAGCCAUGCUGUCAUGCCUCUCCAGCAGAACGAUGUCCUGAGGUUCAGUGUGUUACCCAAUACCUUCAACUUCAAAGAUGGCUCCAAUGGGAGAAAGGAACCCAAUGAUCCUGUUCCAGAUAAGCCUGACCUCUUUGAAGGAAAGAACGAGAGCCACAACAAAACUGCCAUAAGGGCAAAAGGUACAUGGUGUCUAAAACCUGAGAAGUAUCAUCCUCUACUUUCGUCUCCCGCCCCCAAGACCUCCAGCCUCUUCCUUGAGUUUCAGAAGAAAUACAAGGAGAUGAUACAGCAACCCAUGGCUGAAUAACAUGACAGGGAGAAGUCAAAUAUUGUCUUCUCUGUGGGAAAUUCUUCAUUUAUGAAAAUUCCUUUCAAGAUUGUUAAAGAAAUUAUGUUUUGUGUCUUUGUAUAUUCAAGGAGUUAACUGAAGUUGUGCCAGUUUUGUAUAUAUUUGCUCUAAACAGUUACUACUGUAUACAGGACACAUGUUCUCAUUAGUUUGCACGUAAAAUUAGCUGUUUACAUGGCUGUAAGUUGUAAAUGCAAAAACUUUACUUGCAGGCAAUCUGUGAACUAUAUGUUUCAACUAAAUAUAUUUUCAUAUUUUUCUCCAUUAAGAAUAUUUUUCUGCAAUAUUUGCAACUUAAACAUAUUUUAUAAGAAACAAGAAAUGUGAUCAAGUUUUUUUGUACUGGAAAAUGCAGUUUUAAUGUCCUACAUUAAAUAGUCUGUUAAAAUCA